Molecule: messenger RNA, 856 nt
Organism: Danio rerio (zebrafish)
Lineage: Eukaryota; Metazoa; Chordata; Actinopteri; Cypriniformes; Danionidae
Source: RefSeq, a predicted model, not a curated record
AAAGGGUGUAAAAGCACGACAUUUUCUGUCACAACAUUUAAAUGUUUACGGCAGCUGCCCUCAUCGCGCCAGUGGUAGAGAAAGGUGGACGUAACUGCUGCUGUUUUUGAGAAUGGAUCCAGUGGUGCUGAGCUACCAGGACAGUUUGCUGCGGCGCUCAGACGUGGCACUUCUCAAUGGCCCGCACUGGCUCAACGAUCAGGUCAUAGGUUUUGCCUUUGAAUACUUUACAACUGAAUGCUUCAAAAGCCUUUCCGAUAAGAUAUGUUUCAUCAGCCCUGAAGUUGCUCAGUUUAUCAAAUACGCCUCGUGUCAUGAGGAGCUUGCCAUUUUUCUUGAGCCGUUGAGCCUCGCGUCUCGUCGCUGGGUAUUUUUGGCAGUCAAUGACAACUCGAAUCAAACGGCUGGCGGCUCUCACUGGAGCCUGCUCCUCUAUCGGCGAGACACCAGCCAGUUUGCCCACUACGACUCCCAGAGUGGAAGUAACUCUCUGCAUGCCCGCCGUAUUGCAGCCAAGUUGGAAGCUUUUCUUGGAGCUGGGGCGAAAGUGCCUUUUGUGGAGGAGCAGUGCCCUUCUCAGCAGAACAGUUAUGAUUGUGGCAUGUAUGUAAUCUGUAAUGCAGAGGCUCUGUGUGAGAGCAUUAAAACUGAAGGCUUCCCCAGCCUGCCCACUCCCAUCAUAACACCCACCUACAUUACACACAAACGGACAGAUUGGUAUUCGCUAAUACAGAGACUCGCCAAGGAAUGACUGGAUAACCUUAACAUUGUGCUGCAGUUCUGGGGAAAGAAGGCAAAGUAAAUCUAUCUAUUAUACUCAAUCUUGCACAAAAUAAAAACUGCAUUUUGGAUACAG